Molecule: messenger RNA, 282 nt
Organism: Thermochaetoides thermophila DSM 1495
Lineage: Eukaryota; Fungi; Ascomycota; Sordariomycetes; Sordariales; Chaetomiaceae
Exons: 2
Coding region: 1-282 (93 amino acids)
Cellular component (GO): mitochondrion; mitochondrial inner membrane; MICOS complex
Source: RefSeq, a predicted model, not a curated record
AUGUCCGACAGCACCACCACGCCGCCGCGCUCUGUAUCGCGCCCAGUUAGCGAGGCGCUCCUCAACGAGAAGUGGGAUCGCUGCUUGUCCAACCUGAUUAUCAAGUCGACCCUCGGCCUAGGCUUCGGUGUCGUCUUCUCCGUCCUGUUGUUCAAGCGCCGUGCCUGGCCUGCCCUAGUCGGCGUCGGUUUUGGUGCCGGUCGCGCCUAUGAGGAAUGCAACUACAGCCUGAAGCAGGCCACGCGCGAGUUUAAGAAGCAGCAGCAGCAGCAGCAGCAAUGA